Dimorphilus gyrociliatus is the source of this 1589-nucleotide messenger RNA. Lineage: Eukaryota; Metazoa; Annelida; Polychaeta; Dinophilidae. The record is from the annotation of a GenBank genome assembly.
GCUUUCUUUCGGAAUGUAGUAAUUUUACGUGUUUAAACUUGCAGUCUAUUGUUUGUUAAGUUUUAUUUUGAAAAAUCAUAUAUUUUCUUAUUAAUUUUGACUGUAAGUUUUAAUAUUAAUAAGAAGCAGCUUUCGUUAGGAGGUGAACUAAAAGUGAAAUUGUUUUGCCAAGUUAUCAAAACAUUUGGGCGAUAUUACAUGGUUUUUAGAAUAAUUCUUUUACAAAUUUAGUCAUGGCAACUCUAAAUGGAAACAAAAAAUAUGUGCAAGGAACAAUUUAUGGUUUCCGAGGAGAAAGGCCACCAUUAUCCCAGGGGCAAGGAAUUUGUGAAGCCAAGUUACAAGAAGUUUACGACGAGUUAACAGAAAUCAAAGAUCAUUUAAAAAGGGAAUCAACAGCUCUCUCUGCUAAAUCUAGGGAAAUAGAAUUUAGAGAGGAACGGUUGCGACUGAGAGAAGAAAAGAUUUUAGAGUUGGAAGAAAAAUUGGACAGCGUUGUGACGGAAGAGACCGAUGAAAAGAUUAAUUGCAUUGAAAGAGAAUACGAGGAACGGUUGAACCGUUUAAAAGGUGGGAAUGAAGAAGCGAAAAAAGAUAACAAGAGAUUAAGAGAAAGUAUGAAUUUAUUGGGUAAAGAGAAUGAGGGCCUAAGACGGCAGGUUGGAAUAUUGGAAAAGGAAUUGGAGAAGACUCAGAAAAAAUGCUUGUCGCUGGAAGGAAGAGUUUCAAAUUUUGAACGCUUGAAAAAUCCUUCAAAUCCUCUGAAAGAUAUUAAGUUAAAAUCGCAAAACGAUAAGCCAUCAAAUAAAAUCAAGCCAAAACUCGUACAAUUCAAAGGUAAACAAUUAAUACUACAGCUUCUCGAUUGGACCUCUGAGCACUCUAAAGAUAUUGACGAGUGCGUGAGGGUUCUUCCAGAAUUAAUUGACUUGUUACCCGAGUUUGAAGAUAGCAAAGUUUCACCUUUUAAAUUUAUAUAUGCUAUUUUGCAAAGUUUGCAAGCCAAUCAUCAACGUUCUCAGCAUACGGCAACAUUAAGAAGACUUGGAGAGCAAAUAUAUGGACCCCGCCACCAGAUGGCAUCUUAUUCUGACACUGAGUGUCUGAUGUUGUCGGCUUUAAUUAUCCUCCAUACUCCGCUGCCAGUUGAUCAGCUCGCUCAUGCUCUGGAAACAAUUAGAAAUCAGGUAAAGAAUGAAGUUGGCCGAGGUCUUUUCCUGAAAUAUGCUGGGCCACUAGCCAUUACACCUUUUUUGCGACCUACUAACAAAGCACUUCAGAACAAGUCUUUGGAUAUUCAUAUUCAAAUGUGUGUUGAGUCAACUUUCCUCGACAACUUCCUCGACAGUCUGAGCAAUGAUUUAUGGUUUAGAACGGUCUCGCUAACGUUUAAGGAUGGCUUAGAAGCCGAUAGAACGGCCGAAAAGUUGAGCGUUCUUCUUCAAAAACUUAGCAAAGAUAGGAAGAAUAAAAAGUAUUUUGAUGCCUUUGGUUUUAUGAAAGUGGCUGAAAAUAUGCUAAAGUCUUGUGCUGAUCAGGGAUUUCUAGCUUUAAACUUAAGAUCUACCAUUAACAAUUUGUCCUCUUGA